AUGCGACACAGCGAAAAAGUCGACUUACGCAAGGCUGGAUAUGCACAAAGUCUGGCGAUAGCCUCAGGACCUGUGGUUCCUGUAGUUGCUGCUAUCUUCACCUUCUUGGGUGUCGUUCUAUCGGGUAACGACCUACUGGCUAGUGAUGCAUUCAGUGCAAUAACCGUAUUCUUCGUAAUGUUAUUCGGUAUUCGCAUGAUACCGUAUGGCUCGAGGUAUUGCGCUGAAGCGGUUGUCGCCUUAAGACGCAUUCAAGAACUGCUUCUAUUCCCGGAAUAUGAUCAGCAUAUUCCACCGGCACAAGAUCCAUCUGUUGCGAUUGAAUUCAAGAAUGCUUCAUUCGCUUGGGAUGAUAAAGAUGAUAAAGAUCAGUCAUCACAGAGUCAGUCCGAAGCAACCGAACGAAGUCCAGUGGUUGAGGGGGAGCAAACGAACACGUGUUCCACAUUCGCCCUGGAAUCCAUUGAUUUAACCGUCAAAAAGAAAGAACUCGUUGGUGUGUGUGGACCGGUGGGAAGUGGUAAAACAGCUUUAUUGAAUGCUAUUGUAGGACACAUGGCUCAAAAAGAAGGCUCGAUGAGUGUCUCUGGAAGUGUGGCGUACGUAUCGCAAACACCGUGGAUUCAGAAUCUAACCGUACAGGGCAAUGUUUUGUUUGGAUCGCCGAUGAACACAAGUCGAUACUAUCGUUCGAUCACCGCUUGCGAGUUGUCGAAGGAUUUGGAAAGUAUGAAGGCUGCUGAUCAAACUGAGAUCGGCGAGAGAGGUGUCACACUAUCGGGUGGUCAAAAAGCGCGUGUCGCCCUUGCACGAGCCCUGUUCGCUAAUCGACAGAUUUAUUUGCUGGAUAACGCUUUGACGGCACUCGACAAAAAAGUCGCCGAUCGUAUCUUUGAAAAGGCCGUUCAGGAGAUGUUGGGCAAUAAAACAGUCGUUUUUGUCACUACUGAUGUUCAGGUGAGCAGAAACUCUGAUGUAAAAAUUUAUAUCGACAGGGGUAUUCGCAUACACUUUAAGGAGUUUCUUCAUCAUCAGUCUAGACGAGCACUGCAAGAAACGCACUGCGAUCGUGUGGUCUAUAUGGAAUCUGGUCGUGUCGUCGGAGUUGCACCACAUGAGGAACUUCUUGAAAGCUGUGAAGCAUACGCGUUGUUCUGUGAAAAUACCACACUCAGUAGCGAUCCACUAGAUUCGUCCGUAGAUCACGGAUCUACGGUACCAACGCCGGAUAUAACCAAGAAAUCAGAAGAUGAUGAUUUCGUGAAGGUUGAUGAGGACGGAAAAGAGUUGUCGUUACCGAGGCGAUUAACCAAGACAUCGGCAGCCAGUCACUUGCAAGUGUCGAAUGCGAGUUCAUAUUUGGAUCUCCAAGCAGCCACUAAUGGCCAAUUGGUCGAAGAGGAGGAAAAUUUGGGCUUAGCCGCAAUGUCGUGGUCUGUUUACAAAGAAUACAUAAACGCUGCAGGAACUUAUUUAAUAUGGGCAAUGCUUUUGAUUGCAUUCGUGUUGAAUGUCUUCGCAACAAUAUUCUCAACCGCAUGGUUGUCACAAUGGAUGAAAUACGGACACGCUGAAUUGUUGAUUAAUGAAAGUGGUGAACUAAAAGUUGUGAAGCAAAGUCUCGCAGACAGUGACUCUACCGGCUAUUAUGCGACAAUUUAUUUGCUCUCGUUGAUUCUCCUUUUCGUUUCCGGAUUCUUGAAGGCCGUAAUUUUCGUUAAGGUUAGACAAUAG
Molecule: messenger RNA, 1734 nt
Organism: Anisakis simplex (herring worm)
Lineage: Eukaryota; Metazoa; Nematoda; Chromadorea; Rhabditida; Anisakidae
Source: the annotation of a GenBank genome assembly